Messenger RNA from Acanthosepion pharaonis, 948 nucleotides. The record is from the annotation of a GenBank genome assembly. Lineage: Eukaryota; Metazoa; Mollusca; Cephalopoda; Sepiida; Sepiidae.
AUGACUAAUAGUCCAGUCUCAUACAGACUUCUCAGAACAGGAGGCAGUCUUCCUCCUCUAAUUUUCCCGCAAAUCUCUCGUGACUCUCUCGACAACGGUCUCGUUCUCCGAGUCUCUCUCCCGUCUUUUAGUAGCACCGCGACCCGUAAUGGUCGCCUGCGGGUGCUCACGCACGUGACAACGAUGUGCCGACCGAUCGCGGUCUCUCCCGUCUGGCCUCUUCCGUCUCACUCGACCAUAUUUCCUACUCCAAUCCCUCCCUCCACCUCCCUUAUCCCCGUUUUAGGGUCUUGCGCUAAUCGUGUCGUUAACACCUCGACCCGGCAAUCGACCAGCUACCGCCGCCGACAACUCUUCAACUCGACAAACGACCGGCUCCCGUCGUUAAUAACACCACACCCACUGUCUGGCUGCUGCAGCUCGUUGAGCAUCUACUGUAGGUCUCCUGUCAGUUUCUUCUUGAUUUUCAUACUGUAUUGCUGCUGCAUCCCGUUAAGCAUAGACUGUACGUCUCCUGUCAGCUUCUUCUUGAUUUUCAUACUGUAUUGCUGCUGCAGCCCGUUGAGCAUCUACUGUACGUCUCCUGUCAGCUUCUUCUUGAUUUUCAUACUGUCUGGCUGCUGCAGCCCGUUGAGCAUCUACUGUACGUCUCCUGUCAGCUUCUUCUUGAUUUUCAUACUGUAUUGCUGCUGCAGCCCGUUGAGCAUCUACUGUACGUCUACUGUCAGCUUCUUCUUGAUUUUCAUACUCUGCAUGCCUUUCUGCGACUUCUCUCCUUAUCUUGCUCAGCUGACCUUCAGUUUCUUCUGCUCUUUCUCUUUUCCUCCGCUGGGAUUGCUUAGGGGGUUCAAAUCGGAACUUUUGGUCAAUUCUUACUCCCUCUCCUUUUAUUCUUUCCUUUUUCUUUUUUUCCUUCUUUUCUUCCUUUGCCUUUCACAUUUCCUAUGA